Diaporthe batatas is the source of this 435-nucleotide messenger RNA. RefSeq lists its product as uncharacterized. Bases 1 to 435 code for a protein of 144 amino acids. The transcript is spliced from 2 exons. NCBI's taxonomy places the organism in Eukaryota, Fungi, Ascomycota, Sordariomycetes, Diaporthales, Diaporthaceae. The record is from RefSeq and is a predicted model, not a curated record.
AUGGACCCAGCAGCUGACAAGGCGCUCUCGGUCAACGAGGUCUGGCUCAAACUUAACGACAACUACCGGGGACAUGUUGGCAAAUUCCUGGCCCGAUACCGCGGGCCAGAUGCCAACAAACACUUCCAGGACUUAGUCCGCAAGGCGUACUCUCAGCAGCUUAGGGCAGAAGCCGCGCCCCAUCCGUUCGCGACUGGAAAGCGGAAAAUAGAUACUGUUGAUGCUGACGCCGCUGACACCCAGCCCGAUGUGAAGAAACCCAAGGCCUCUGAGGUCCCCGCACCACAGCAGGCCAAAGGCAUCGACCUUGCGUCUCCAAAGUUUCCUCAUGGGUGGCCUACAGCUCAGCAAACGCCCGUCCAGUUUGGCCAGCCGACGCUCACGGCCGCCACGGCUCCUCGGCCAACACAAAGGAUUCGAAUGCUAGCCUCUUAG